AUGAUCGUCAUGAUGAUCAUUAAUGAGGAUGAGGGAAAAGUCCCACGCAUUGACCAGACUAAACCGGGUUUUCCAUCGCUUACGUGCUUUGCACUACUUGAACCAGGUCGUAACGACCGACCCGGUCAUAAAACCUUGUCCGUGUGGAGUACCAGUACGGCCGGAAUCGAUACAGUUCUCGCGACCACACUAGGCACCACGGUAACGCCAAAAACGUACAGUACCGGCCAACUGCAUCAGUCGGGCCUAAGUCAUCAGCCAAACGGAAACGGAGUUGUCCACCAUCACCCGAACGUUGGCAACGGAUCGACGGGGCUAAAUUACGCGCACAAUCACCCCAACAGCAGCGGGAACAGUCAUAGCGGAAGUAUCGGAAACAACAGCACCCACAGCCUCACACCACACGGAGGCCACGGUGGCCACGGCGCUUCCAACUGGAACAACCGAACCAGUAUUUGCAGUACGCAUAAUAAGCGACGAUCCAACCUGAGCACAAUGUCACAGACGGGCGAUGAUCUACACACUCCCAACUACCUGUCCUGGCGAAAGCUGCAGCUGAGCCGAGCGAAACUAAAAGCUUCCAGCAAGACGUCCGCCUUGCUAUCUGGAUUCGCAAUGGUUGCUAUGGUAGAAGUGCAGCUGGACGAAAAUACCGAAGUUCCAUCGGCAAUGCUGAUAGCGUUCGCAGUAUGCACGACUCUGCUCGUAGCGGUUCACAUGCUUGCGCUCAUGAUAAGCACCUGCAUCCUGCCAAACAUAGAAACCGUCUGCAAUUUGCACAGCAUAUCGCUCGUACACGAAUCUCCCCAUGAACGCUUGCACUGGUACAUCGAGACGGCGUGGGCUUUCUCUACACUGCUAGGACUUAUACUGUUUCUGCUAGAAAUUGCUAUCCUGUGUUGGGUGAAGUUUUACGAUCUCAACACGACAGCCGCCUGGUCGGCAUGCAUAGUCCUGAUACCAGUACUGGUGAUCUUCGUUGCGUUCGCGCUACACUUCUACCGCUCACUGAUGAUGCACAAGUACGAGGUGACCGUGUCCGGCAUUCGAGAGCUGGAGAUCCUGAAAGAGCAGAUGGAGCAGGAUCACUUCGAUCAGCAGCAUCAUCACCACGGUAUGCUGCAUCCACCCGGCAUGCAGAUCGUGUGAUCGUUCACCUAUUUCCAUCUCUACUUCUCGUACGAUGAUGUGUACCUCUUACAAAUUAUGCCAACUGUGAUUUCUUGUUUGAACGUAAUCCUUAAUUGUGCGUCUCGAUCGUGUGUAGAGAGGCAUCUUCCAUAAAAUGCAUCGUUUGUUGUGUACGAAUUUCGUCCCAACUUGAUGUGCGCUACUUUUUUUUAUGUAAAUGAGACAAGUUGACUAGGUUGCGUUAAAGCCGAUGAUUUCUUCACUUCAAUAUCUCUUCUCUCUUCUAUCCUUAUUAUAGCACAUAAAAGACAUUCAGCAGAGAAAGAAAUAUUGUUUCUUACUCAUUACGAUAGGCGUGUAAAACUUACUGAAUUUGAGCCGAUCAAACGACGAAUCUGUGAAUUGUAGCAAUAUUGUCUGCAAAUAAAUCACAAAUUUGGAGAAGCUGUGUAACUCUUGCAUCGCGUGCAUAUUAAAGUUAUGACUUAAAUUAUUGAAAUACUGCAGCGGCAACAUAAAGAUCGGUAUCGGUUAAAUAAUCAUUCCCCUACAUGAAACCGAACGAAUGAAACACGGCAGAGUAGAUUUUACCAUCCCAUUCGACUAGCUAAAGAACAUCAUGUUGAUAAGAAUAAAAAAACUAUGAAUGGAAAAGUAUAUUGUGUUGGUCUGAAUAAAUUAACAAUUAUUAGGCGGCUAU
This is a messenger RNA of Anopheles nili, 1831 nucleotides long. RefSeq names its product calcium release-activated calcium channel protein 1 (gene Orai). Gene Ontology annotation, molecular function: store-operated calcium channel activity. The coding region runs from base 1 to 1149 and encodes 382 amino acids. The record is from RefSeq and is a predicted model, not a curated record. Gene Ontology annotation, cellular component: membrane. NCBI's taxonomy places the organism in Eukaryota, Metazoa, Arthropoda, Insecta, Diptera, Culicidae. Gene Ontology annotation, biological process: store-operated calcium entry. The transcript is spliced from 4 exons.